Anopheles stephensi (Asian malaria mosquito) is the source of this 4328-nucleotide messenger RNA. RefSeq lists its product as uncharacterized. NCBI's taxonomy places the organism in Eukaryota, Metazoa, Arthropoda, Insecta, Diptera, Culicidae. The record is from RefSeq and is a predicted model, not a curated record. Bases 1 to 3525 code for a protein of 1174 amino acids. The transcript has 19 exons.
AUGUUAAAGGCCGCAAACACAAGAAGCGUAUCGAUACGCUUCAUCGAUAUUACCGCGGAAAAUCGGUACCCCAAUGUAACCACGAUCUUCACACCUCGUCAGUUCGCCAAGCUGUGUACCGUGCUCGACUUUGCAUGCCCGGGAGCAUCGAAACUUUUGGGGGACGUCUCCCGGCAUCGCUACAUGAACAGCACCAUCAGCUGGCUGCUGCUAUCACGAAACACAACCCGUGAAUUGGCCACACUGUUGCAACGUACGCUUUGGAACGUAAGCGGAAUUCAAAUGAACUCGGAUCUGAUUACAGCGGUGGAAACGGCCGAGCAGGAGGUGUUUAAUGUGUUCGAUAUCUAUUCGAAAGGGCGCCAUCUUUGCAAAGAUAUCUACCAAACGUUGUUAGGAAAGUGGAGUAAUGAAAGUGGCAUACGGUUGACGUCGAACGAUAGCACGUACCAGAUUCGGCGAAACUUUAACUUCCUGCAGCUGCGCGGUGUAACUGUGAUCGAUCGAGAAAAUGUAACAUCCGAUCAGGUAGAUCGGCUGCUGAGCGAACCCGGUCUCACCAAGGGAAUAGUGGCUUUCGUCAAGUAUCACUAUGCGCUGUUGGUGGUGUUGCGAGAUUUUCACAACUUCACCAUCAAAUAUCGUCCAACGCGUGGUUGGGCUGGUCGGCUACGGUCGGGGUACCGGCUGGGGUUGCUGGGAGUGGUGCAGCGUCACGAGACGGACGUCGCUGCCACGGGUAUCAUCAUGCGAUUGAGCCGUCAGCCGGAACUGGACUCGAUCCACUACAGCUGGGCGUUUGAAACUGGUUUCAUCUACAAAAUCACACCGGACAUCGGGAGCAAAUCGGAAGGAAACGGUUUCGUUGCUCCAUUUUCGCCAUCUGUUUGGGUUACCUUUCUGCUGUCGCUCGCACUAUCUGUGGUGGUGCUCAAGUGUCUGGCCAAGCUUUCCGAGCGUAGCCCGUUCCAGCACAGCGAACGAACGCGGGCCACGAUGGCGUACGUGCUGGACGUGAUGUCGUGCGUCGCCCAGCAAGGUGUUCCGAACGUUUCGCGUUUGGUUCCGGCGCGAGUCGCCGUGAUGGUGCUGCUGGUCGCUAAUUUGGUGCUGUACAACUACUACACCUCCACGGUCGUCAGUGGGCUGCUGAGCUCGAAGAUGAUUGGCCCGGAAAGCAUCCCGCAAGUGAUCGACAGUCCGCUGAAACUGUCCCUCACCGACACGGGCUAUCAUCGAAUUCUGCUCAGGGAACAAACACUACCGUACAGUACACGCAUGCACGAUCGGAAAGCUUUACCGCCCCGAUCGCCAGACGACCUGCCACUGUUUACGGACGUGGAGCAUGCGGUGCCGUAUCUGAGACGCGGCGGACACGUGCUACACUGUGAGCUGACAGAAGUUUAUCCCACAAUCGCCAAUCAGUUCACCGCCAAUGAGAUAUGCGAGCUAAGAACGGUUGAAGGGUUGUACAAGUACGAUAUUCGUGUGAUGGCGUUCGUGCUGCCAAAACACAGCAUGUACAGUGAGCUGUUCAAGAUCACGUUGAUGCGAGCACAGGAAACGGGCAUCGUAAAGCGGAUUUAUAGGAUCCACAAAAUAGCAAAGCCAAUCUGCCAAGGAAGUGCAACGGUCUACUCGGUGGAAUUGACGGAGGUUUCUCUAGCGUUUAUUAUAUUGGGAGUCGGCAUCGCACUAUCGGGGUUAAUUUAUCUGGUGGAAAAACGGGAAAGCAGAAUAAUGUUUCAGUUUUUGACAGUUUUUGUAUGCUUUUGGACCACCUGCUGGAGUUUUAGUUUGCAAGUGGAAAUGCUUAAAGCCAUUCUAUUGCACAAGCAUACGAAUCAGGCGUUAGUAGUGGGUUGUAACGUAGACUUCAUGUUGCUUGCAAAGGAGUUGAUACUAGAUGGUGUUUAUGUCCGUUCCGAGCGGCACUUUGAAAGCAAUGAAACAAUUUCAACAAUCUCAUCGACUCUUUCAAAAUCAUCUGAAUCGUUUACGAUAAUAGCUGACAUUGACUGUCCUGCGGUUCAAACUUAUUUUGAAGAGGACUUUUCUGAAGCGCACUUCGAUGGAUUUCGUACUUGGAUAUUACUUGCAAACGAGUUUACCUUGCAAGACCUUAGUUUGCAAAAGAAAGCUGCACUUUGCUUGCGGCUCGACUCAGACGUUCUGUGGGUCCAGCAAGGCACAAACGAUUCACUGUAUCAUCUGAUAGAUCUGUAUGCAAUCCAGAACAAACAUUGUGAAACAUUUCGCACGGCUCACCUUGGACAUUGGAGACGCGGGUCAGGACUGCAUAUAAUUGAUGGCUUUAGCAAAGUGAAGCUGAGAUCUAAUUUUCAUCGAAUUGUGCUUCGUGGAUUACGUUUGCCUUCUUCUACCGCUGGUAGUUUAUUGACAACAGAAUGGCACGAUUAUUACACACGACAAAUGCUUGGCCACGAGCAGUUCCACCUUGCGCUUUUAAAAUAUUUACAGGAAGUUCAUAGCUUUUCAGUAGAGUAUGAUCAACCGAAUAAAGAUCUGUUAACGAUCAUUGAUAACUACGAUGUGGUAGGGUCAGGAAUAUUUCAGAGCUUGCAUGAGAAGCCAUUAAAUGUUCAAAUAUUGAUUCAAUCCUGGAUGUACAAGUUAGGGUUUAUCUUUCGUCUCACACCCGAGCUAAAUGGAGCGACACAAGAAUUUACAUACUUUUCCCCGUUUACUAAAACAACAUGGUACAGUGCAGCUGCUAUUUUUGUUCUAGUGCUGGUUGUUUUACAGUGCCUGACCAUAUUCCACAAGGAGCUGUCAGCGUGCGCUGCGAAUCACUACUUGAUCGACCUGAUCGGUUUGAUUGCUCAGCAAGGCACAACGCAAAGAUCGACAACAAUAUCACUACGAAUAGUGCUGUUUGCUGUUUUGGUAAUGAAUUUCCUACUGUACAACUAUUACACGGCCUCCAUCGUUGGUGAGUUGCUUAGCAGCUCAAAUCAGGGUCCGAUGACACUGGAUCAGCUAGUAAACGCUCCACUAACGAUAGUGUUUAAUAAUGAUUCAUACAAUCGAGCACUAACGAAGCUGAAUACGACUACCAUAAUGGACGGUGCAAGCUACGCAGAUAUCCCUACAGCUGUUCGGCUUCUAAAACAGGGUGGUUUCGCUUUUCAUUGCGAGAUGACCGAAGCUUUUCGAGAGAUUGGUGACCAGUUUGAUGCAAAAGAAAUUUGCGAACUACGCACGAUGGAAGGGCUUUACAGUGAGCUUCGAUUGAUGAGUUUCGUGUUACCGAAGAAAAGCAUGUACACGGAGCAGUUCAAAUUGACGCUAAUGCGGGCAAAGGAAGUUGGCAUUGUAAGACGUUUGUUGGCAAAGUACAGCAAUGACAUCCCAACAUGCCAAGGUGGAGCCUUGGUUCAUCCAGUUGUUUUAAAAGGAGUUACAAUACCUUUCAUUGUACUAAGUGGUGGUUUUGCUGCAUCCUUCGUUCUACUUGUGCUCGAAAAGAUCACUUACGCUAUGCAAACAAUACACUUAAUGUAAUAUGUUGCAAGUAAUAAGAUUUCGAGGCGAGGCGAUCUUCGGUAAGUUUAUUAAUCACCUGUUUAAAAUAGCACACUGAACCAUGCACACAGGCGCAACUUACCCUCACGCCACUAUUACGACAGGAUUUUUUUCCACCUGAUACUAAACUGUUCCAACUGGUGCGAUAGAGUGACCACGCGCAACUGAAACCAGUUGCAGUGGGUUAUGUGUGUUCCGCAUUUAAAACUAGUUCAAAGUCUGGAUCGUAAAAUUUCGCUCGAUUACACACUCGCUAUCGUGCACGUUGUCAUUGUACUCUUAAUCUGCCCCUGGUACACUUUGUGCACCGAGAGUAGUAGCCAUCUAGUCAACUGGUCAUCAUCGGGUUGCUUCAACGGACUAGGUGCAUUAAACGACGGUGGCAUCCGUUCGCUGCUAAUUUCCCCCCGCUAACACGAAACACGGAGGACAAUAAAAUCCGUCAAGUAACGGUGCUGGCAACCAGCUGGUAGUCAUCAUCACUCGCCCCACGUUACAUUAACCACGAUCGACCAGACGCAACCUUUGUGAGUAACACUCUCCGCAUGCACAUCUCUUGCAACUGUUGGAAACUCGCCGAUACUACCGGAAAAAAGUGCUGCAAUCAAAGGAAAGGUUGUAGUCUGCAUGCAAGCUUGUACGCAGCGCAGAGAUAUUUAAAAAUCGUUUAUAUGACAUGUUAAAUGCUCACGCGCGCAGCACAUUCUUGCCGUCCGCACGUUAAUGGACUUUCUCGGCUUUGCAAUAGAAAUGUUAAGUAAAUUAUUUGACUGCUCGGUUGU